ACUCAGCCGUAAAUUCCAGUGUAGUCGCAAAUAUGUCCACCUGUUACUCAGCAAACCAAUAUGACGACGCCUUCAGGCCAAAGAGGCUACAGAACUGGUGUCAGGCGAAGCAAGUCAACAAGUCACCCAGACCACUAAAGGGCCACACCACCUUUGUUGCAGACAACAGAGGACAUCUUAUUCCUGGAAUGGUUAAGAAAGGCAGUGCUUGGCCCGACUUUAAAGGGACCUGGGAUCUACCGGCUCGUAUUCCAGCUCAGAACAUCAACCCGACCAGCCGCUCUGUGGAAGGUAUGAACAGGCUGAAGACCUGGGGCAUAGACCCUCAGCACACUGGCAAGUCUGGGCCGCUAGGAGGCAGCAAAAACACAGAUGGACCUCAGGGUGCUGGCUGGCGGAGAUCGAGGACUGACGUCUCUGCCGCCUUGUCUACAAACCUCCCGGUUACUGCAGACCACAAAUAUGGCCGACAGAAGCAGGUCACGCUCGUUGAUCGUGCAUCGUCCGUCGCCAAAGGGCAGACUGCUGUGGCUUCUGUGAUGAGCGCACAGAGCCAGAGCGAGUCCACCUUGUGCUCUGAGGCCGUCAGCACGAGACCCAACACCGGGAGCAUCGACCAAUUCAACAUAUCCAAAACGAAGGACAUGAUUAUUGAUUUUAGAACCCACACCAGUGCCAAACCUUCCACAGUCAUCAAAGGUCAGCCUGUAGGCUGUGUGGACAGCUACAAAUACCUUGGCACGGUCAUAGACUCAAAGCUGACCUUCGAGAUGAACUGCGAGGCGGUGUGUAAAAAGGAAACCGACGUCUUUAUUGCCUGA
Entelurus aequoreus (snake pipefish) is the source of this 821-nucleotide messenger RNA. RefSeq names its product cilia and flagella associated protein 126 (gene cfap126). The transcript has 6 exons. Gene Ontology annotation, biological process: cilium organization. Gene Ontology annotation, cellular component: ciliary basal body. The coding region runs from base 33 to 821 and encodes 262 amino acids. NCBI's taxonomy places the organism in Eukaryota, Metazoa, Chordata, Actinopteri, Syngnathiformes, Syngnathidae. The record is from RefSeq and is a predicted model, not a curated record.